AAAUUCUUCACUUGGGUCAUCUCUCUUCUCUUCUCUUCUCUUGCGGCCAUUCCGUUCUUCGAUCCAUAUAUCAAAGAACUUCAGCUUGCUUAAGGUUUUCAAUGGGGGACAGUCAGUACUCGUUUUCUCUCACCACCUUCAGCCCAUCAGGGAAGCUGGUUCAGAUAGAACAUGCCCUAACAGCUGUUGGAUCAGGCCAAACAUCUUUGGGAAUUAAAGCUUCAAAUGGAGUUGUCAUUGCAACAGAAAAGAAACUUCCUUCUAUAUUGGUUGAUGAAGCGUCUGUUCAAAAGAUUCAGCAUUUGACUCCCAACAUUGGAACUGUUUACAGUGGUAUGGGUCCUGAUUUCCGAGUUCUUGUGCGAAAGAGUAGAAAGCAGGCUGAGCAAUAUCUCCGAUUGUACAAGGAACCCAUCCCCGUUACUCAACUUGUAAGGGAAACUGCCACAGUGAUGCAAGAGUUCACUCAAUCGGGUGGUGUUAGGCCGUUUGGAGUUUCUCUACUGGUGGCUGGGUAUGAUGACAAGGGUCCACAACUGUAUCAAGUGGAUCCAUCUGGCUCUUAUUUCUCAUGGAAAGCUUCUGCAAUGGGAAAGAAUGUUUCGAAUGCAAAGACGUUUCUUGAGAAGAGGUACACAGAAGAUAUGGAACUUGAUGAUGCCAUUCACACGGCAAUAUUGACAUUGAAGGAAGGUUUCGAGGGAGAAAUCUCGAGCAAAAACAUCGAGAUUGGCAAAAUCGGUGCUGACAAAGUUUUCAGGGUGCUAACACCAGCAGAAAUCGAUGAUUACUUGGCUGAAGUCGAGUAAACUUUGACCUAACCGUGCAACCAACCGGAUUUGAAUCUCAAUAUACUCUCAGAGUUGAUGGUUCUUGCUUUUGUAGAACUUUUGGAAUUUGUUAAGACUUAACCGUGACCCAAUAAUUUAGAAUCUGUUUU
This is a messenger RNA of Arabidopsis arenosa, 940 nucleotides long. Lineage: Eukaryota; Viridiplantae; Streptophyta; Magnoliopsida; Brassicales; Brassicaceae. The record is from the annotation of a GenBank genome assembly.